AUUAAAUGUCAAAAACUAACUACAGAAAGUAAUAUUUACUUGUAUGUGAAAAAAUGACGACUCAAUGUGAAAAGGAAUUUAAUCUAAAACACUUCGGCUUGGGUCAUAAAAAGCCCAUCGUCUUCGUAACGUCAACGUUCGGUCCAAAAUGGUUUUACCCGAUGUGGCUUGCUGUCCAACUCAUUUAUCACAUGAUCGUUCUCGGGAUUGACGGGAAUGCAGUGAGUGGACAGGACGGCGAGCCCUCCUUUCGUUACUUCCUGUACAUACACAACUGGGCUUACAUGCUGAUUGUACUUUCCAACGUUAUUGAUCUCGGGGUCACAGUGUAUGUCCACGUGCUGGCACGAUAUAUUCUCGAGGAAAGAGAAAGCAACAAAGGUGGCGCACAAAUCGUAAUGAGGAACAAGGUAGCAAAGAUUAGCUUUAAGACCAUGGGGGAGUACUACCAGGUUCGCUGGUACCUGAAGCUGACAUGGGUCCUGUUUACGAUGUCAACUGUUCUUGGAAUGGCUGUAUCUCUUCUAUACUGGAUAUUAUUUCUAGUUAGAACAAGAACAGAAUUUAAGGAUGGCUUAUUGGGAAAAGAAAUUGGCGAAACAGGCCUUUCGCUCGCCGCACACACAACAACAACAACACAGAGGCCAUGUCAAGCGAGAGAUGACUGCAAAUAUCUGACUUGUGACGGCAACAAUGGUCAAGAUCACACCUGCACAGAUGGAGUAUGUCAGUGCAUGCAUGUUAGGCGUUACGCUCGCGCUGGAGAAGCCUGCAAGGUCGACGUAGAUUGCAACAGCACGGUUUGUCACCAUGGUGCCCCGCACUGUGAGAUCCACGACCCGAACGCCGAGCACGGACACUGCAACUGUCAUGCCGCCAAGCGCGCUGGAGAAGCCUGCAAGGUCGACGUAGAUUGCAACAGCACGGUUUGUCACCAUGGUGCCCCGCACUGUGAGAUCCACGACCCGAACGCUGAGCAUGGACACUGUAACUGUCAUGUCGCCAAGCGCGCUGGAGAAGCCUGCAAGGUCGACGUAGAUUGCAACAGCACGGUUUGUCACCAUGGUGCCCCUCACUGUGAGAUUCACGACCCGAACGCCGAGCAUGGACACUGCAACUGUCAUGCCGCCAAGCGCGCUGGAGAAGCCUGCAAGGUCGACGUAGAUUGCAACAGCACGGUUUGUCACCAUGGUGCCCCGCACUGUGAGAUCCACGACCCGAACGCUGAGCAUGGACACUGUAACUGCCAUGUCGCCAAGCGCGCUGGAGAAGCCUGCAAGGUCGACGUAGAUUGCAACAGCACGGUUUGUCACCAUGGUGCCCCGCACUGUGAGAUCCACGACCCCAUGGCCGAGCACGGACACUGCAACUGUCAUGCCGCCAAGCGCGCUGGAGAAGCCUGCAAGGUCGACGUAGAUUGCAACAGCACGGUUUGUCACCAUGGUGCCCCGCACUGUGAGAUCCACGACCCGAACGCUGAGCAUGGACACUGUAACUGUCAUGUCGCCAAGCGCGCUGGAGAAGCCUGCAAGGUCGACGUAGAUUGCAACAGCACGGUUUGUCACCAUGGUGCCCCGCACUGUGAGAUCCACGACCCGAACGCUGAGCAUGGACACUGCAACUGUCAUGUCGCUAAACGCGCAGGCGAGGCAUGCACAAGUGACCUGGAUUGCGCCGGCAACACGUGUAACCAUGGUUCCCCACACUGCGAAAUCCACGACCCAGCCUUGGCGCAUGGACACUGUAACUGUCACACAGUUUAAAAGUAUUAGUUGAACUAUGUGUUUAUCGUAUGUUAUUAAAGUGGGAAUACACCCGUUUUUAUAA
Mya arenaria is the source of this 1827-nucleotide messenger RNA. Its product is annotated as scavenger receptor class F member 2-like. The transcript is spliced from 14 exons. The record is from RefSeq and is a predicted model, not a curated record. NCBI's taxonomy places the organism in Eukaryota, Metazoa, Mollusca, Bivalvia, Myida, Myidae. Bases 54 to 1763 code for a protein of 569 amino acids.